AUGCUUGGGCCCGACUCAUCAGAUAUUCUCGAGGAUCCUACCUCUCUCAUUGUGGAGGCGAAAGGAACGGGGCAUGCCUUGCUCUCUUUUGUUGACGGAUUCUCAGGGUACAACCAGAUCUCUGUGGCACCCGAGGACCAAGAGAAAACUACAUUUGUCACAGAGUGGGGCACUUAUUGCUAUGUGAAGAUGCCAUUUGGGUUGAAGAACGCCGGAUCUGAGUACGAGGCUUGCAUUGUCGGAAUGGAACCUGCUAUGGCUUUAGGGGUCGAGAAGCUCGAAGUAAUUGGAGAUUCAAACUUGAUGGUCUCCCAAGCCAAUAGAGAUUGGAAGGCGUUAAGCUGCGGCCGAUUGUGA
Molecule: messenger RNA, 357 nt
Organism: Rhododendron vialii
Lineage: Eukaryota; Viridiplantae; Streptophyta; Magnoliopsida; Ericales; Ericaceae
Exons: 4
Coding region: 1-357 (118 amino acids)
Molecular function (GO): nucleic acid binding; RNA-DNA hybrid ribonuclease activity
Source: RefSeq, a predicted model, not a curated record